Molecule: messenger RNA, 1749 nt
Organism: Xyrichtys novacula (pearly razorfish)
Lineage: Eukaryota; Metazoa; Chordata; Actinopteri; Labriformes; Labridae
Source: the annotation of a GenBank genome assembly
AUGUCGCAGAUUGCAUGGGCCCAAGAACAGAUCCGAGAGUGGGAAGCCACAUUGGAUACUCAAAUUGCAGAGGAGAAGGAGAGAAAAAAGCAUGAAACUCUCGACAAAGAAAGAGACUGUGUUAGGAGAUUUCACAGUCAACUGGAUGCCAUAAAUAUUAGAAAGGAAAAUGAGGAACUAUCAAAACUUCGGCAAGAAAGACAAAAAAUUGCUAAAGAAGAAGAAAGGCAGUUCAAAGAGAAGAUGGUGCUUGAUGAUAAGCAAGUUCUGAGAGAACAGCAGGAGCAAUCUCUUCGGAGAAAGGAACUCUGGCGCAGAGUGGAUGAAGAGAAUGAGGAGAUGGUGAAGGAGAAGAGACUGUUGCGAGAGAAGAAGAUUCAGGCUGAGAAAGAGGAGGAGAGAGCUGAACUUCGAGCCCUGGAUGAGUUGUAUGCACAGGAGCAGAAAGAUCAAGCUGAAAAAGAAGCUCAGUUAAAGGCAGCCAACCGUAAACGUCGUCUCGAUGAUAUAGCUGAGAAAAACUUUUAUAAACAACAAAGGGAGCAACAAUCCAUUUUGAAGGAUAGGAAGAUAGAACGUGACCGGUCUGAAAUAGAAGAGCAAUGCUGGCAAAGAAAAGAGUACAUAGAUCCCCGGUUUGUGCAGAGGGAGUUUUGCAUGGAUAAGGUCAGAUGUAUGUUGGAAAAGGAAGAGAAAAAGAAGGAGGAAAGUCGGGCCAGGGAUGAAGAGAAAGUAUGUGAAGAGGCCAAAAAACAAGCAGCGGUGGAGCAAAUACAGGAACAAAUACAGGGGGAGAAGAGAGACCAAAUGCUGCAAGCUGUUUCAGCUCACAAUGAAGCGCAGAUGCGUGAAAGGGUGCAGAAGCAGCUGGAGGAGAAGCCGAGAGAUCUUGAGCUGAUUGAGGCCCAGAAAGAGGACAACAGGUUGUACUUUGAAAGGGAAAGCCAGAAAGCUAAAUCUACGAGGGCAAGAAACAUCCAAUUUUCUGAUGGUAAUGUCAAAUUACACGCACAGAGACGUGCCAUUCAGGAACAGCAGAGAAAGGAGGCCAAGGAAGCUGAAAAAAGGCAAGCAAAAGCUUUAGCUGCUGAGGAGAAAGAGUUCAAAGAGUAUGCUGAGCGUGAAUUACAAAAGGCCCGAGCCUCUGGACGAAUUGUUCUCAACACAAAUAAAGCGCCUUCAAGGCUGGAGAACAAAUGUAAGGAUGAUCGGCCACAGAGCUUUCUCCCACCUAUCAACUCAUCGCCACCUCCUGCAUACAUACACUGCGAAUCUGCUGGAGCAAAGUGCACAGAAGCUUUGCCUAAAACUGAGGCCAAAGGCACUCCACAUAUUGUCAACCUUACCUUAGGUACUCCCAAGGCAAAUGGAGUACCAGCAAGGCUGACAUGUAACAAACUGGAGUUGACCAAUGACCUGAAGCCCAGUCCCCCACCCCAGCCCAGACAAAAAACGGAAGCAUUCAGACACAUGGACGGACCUACAGCUGCUGAUACAAGGGAACCCUUACUGAGGUAUAGUACACGGGAAACCCGUCGAAUCAGACGAAAACAGGAUAGCUGUGCUUUACUCAAAGAUUUCCCCAUAAGCUCUGCCCCAUACAGGGGGGGCUUUACGAAAUAUGAUACUCCAAAAACCUACACCACCCAGAAACUGCAGUUGGCCAAAGACCUGAAGCCCAGUCCCCCACCCCAGCCCAAAAAAAAAACAAAAGUAUUCAGACAAAGGAGGUACAUCCAUCCACAAUGA